Molecule: messenger RNA, 1054 nt
Organism: Rhododendron vialii
Lineage: Eukaryota; Viridiplantae; Streptophyta; Magnoliopsida; Ericales; Ericaceae
Product: brassinosteroid LRR receptor kinase BRL2-like
Exons: 2
Coding region: 112-576 (154 amino acids)
Source: RefSeq, a predicted model, not a curated record
GCGAUAAAACCAUGUUCCUAUAAAUAGUCCCCCAUACAAUGGAAAUUUAAAGCUUUCAUCCUUCUAAGAAACAACUGCCACUCCUAGCUUAAUUGUCGUAAGAAACCAACCAUGGCAUCCGUACCUAAAAAUGGUCCCAAUUUCCAAGCAGUUCACUCCAGAAUCAUAUUUGUCUUUGUUAUCAUCCUAAUUCCAUUUGUCUCUUCAUCUGAUUCCGCCGUUGCUCGUGCUUCUCCUGCAACUCAAACAGUUGCAAAAAAUAGUGAAGCAGUCGCUCUCUUGAUGUGGAAAGCUAGCCUUGACAAUCAAAGCCAAUCUCUCCUUUCAUCAUGGAAUGAAAGUAGUCAUUGCACUUGGGUCGGAAUUGGUUGCAACGAGGCCAGUAAAGUAACAAAUUUAAACCUUGACAGUAUUGGUUUGAGAGGGGGAAGAGAGGAUCAAUGCAAAGGCGGUGGCAGAAUUCACAAAUUAUUGUCGAGCCACAGAGGAGGGAAGAAAUGGAAAUGGAACCAGUCAAGCAGUGGAAAUACAGUGUCGGGAGAGACCACAACAGGGGACGUUGAAGAUCAACAUUGAUGGUUCAUUUAUAAAGGAAACAGAUAGAGGAGGAAUGGGUUUUGUCGUUAGAGAUCAUCUGGGAAGCAUUCUAAGUAUGGAAGCCAUUCCAAUCACAAAAGCAUGCUCAACUGACAUGGAGGAAGCGAUGGGAUUUUGUAUGGCAGUGACCCGUUUGCAGAAUUUGGGAAGGCAUAAUGUUGUCUCAGAAGGUGAUGCUCAGAAGAUCGUUCGUAUGCUGCAAGGAAGGAGCUCGAUCAAGGCUGAUUUGGAUGUCAUCAUUCAUGAUACUUUAGCUUUAUCUUGUACUCUAAACUCUUGUUCUUUUAAUUUUAUUCCUCCCACGUGUAAUAGGAUGGCUCAUUUGAUAGCCAAGUAUGCUCUAUCUCUUGUUUCUCCACUGACUUGGAAUGGGGACUUUCCCACCUUGUUGGAAGCGUGUUUGAAUUGAGACUUUUGUGCGAUUAAUAAUGCUACAUCCCCAAAGUAUUGUGUGUCC